AUGGUGCAAGCCGAAUCAUCCAAAACUGCCGAGCGCAAUGGCCUCCGGGCUGCCACUGCCGGUGCACCUGCAAACUACGAGCUGCCCUGGGUUGAGAAGUACCGUCCUAUCUUCCUCGAUGACAUUGUCGGCAACACGGAGACGGUGGAACGGCUAAAGAUCAUCGCCAAGGAUGGCAACAUGCCUCACGUUAUCAUCUCUGGCAUGCCAGGUAUUGGAAAGACAACCUCUAUUCUGUGCCUGGCGCGACAAUUGCUGGGUGAUGCGUACAAGGAGGCUGUUUUAGAGCUGAAUGCAAGUGACGAGAGAGGUAUCGAUGUGGUUCGCAACCGGAUCAAGGGCUUCGCCCAGAAGAAGGUCACAUUGCCCCCAGGCAAGCACAAGCUGGUUAUUCUCGAUGAAGCCGAUAGCAUGACGCCUGGUGCACAACAAGCUCUGCGGCGUACGAUGGAAAUCUACUCUACGACAACCCGAUUUGCCUUUGCCUGCAACCAAUCGAACAAGAUUAUCGAACCCCUUCAGUCGCGUUGUGCUAUCCUUCGAUAUGCCCGCUUGACGGAUGCCCAGGUUGUGAAACGACUGAUGCAGAUCUGCGAGGCGGAGCAGGUCAAACACUCCGAGGACGGAAUCGCAGCCCUGGUCUUCAGUGCCGAGGGUGAUAUGCGUCAGGCCAUUAACAAUCUGCAGAGUACCUGGUCAGGGUUCGGAUUUGUUAGCGGAGACAACGUGUUCCGUGUCGUGGACAGUCCUCACCCGGUCAAGGUCCAGGCGAUGAUCAAGGCCUGCUGGGAGGGCAAGGUGGAUGCGGCGCUGGAGGGUCUAAACGAGCUAUGGACUCUGGGAUAUUCCUCCCACGACAUCAUCAGCACCAUGUUCCGCGUCACAAAGACCAUCCCUACGCUCUCGGAGCACUCCAAGUUGGAAUUCAUCAAAGAAAUCGGGUUCACCCACAUGCGCAUCUUGGAAGGUGUGCAGUCGCUGCUCCAACUGAGCGGCUGCAUCUCAAAGCUCUGCAAAAUCAACAUGAAGCCGGAGCUUUUCCAAGCCCCGAAGGCUUGA
Penicillium canariense is the source of this 1059-nucleotide messenger RNA. RefSeq names its product replication factor C subunit 4. Bases 1 to 1059 code for a protein of 352 amino acids. Gene Ontology annotation, molecular function: ATP binding; DNA binding; ATP hydrolysis activity. Lineage: Eukaryota; Fungi; Ascomycota; Eurotiomycetes; Eurotiales; Aspergillaceae. The transcript has 5 exons. The record is from RefSeq and is a predicted model, not a curated record. Gene Ontology annotation, cellular component: Rad17 RFC-like complex; Elg1 RFC-like complex; DNA replication factor C complex. Gene Ontology annotation, biological process: DNA-templated DNA replication; DNA repair.